CCUCGCCGCUGGCGACCAGCGACACCUCCGAGCGCCCCGCUCCUCCCGCUCCGGCCCCGGCUUUGUGUGCGCGGCACCAGCCGCCACCUGGGGCGGGCGCGGCAGCGGUGCCGGUGCCGGGGGUGCCGGUGCCGGGGGUGCCGGUGCCGGGGGUGGCUGUGCCGGCAGUGACGGUGCCGGCCGUGCCGGCGCGGCCCCGCACGAUGCCGCUCCGCGGGCUCCUGCCCCUUUGUCUGCUCUGCCUCCAGGCUGCGCUACCGCUCCGCGGCCACCGCGGCCGCUACGCCGGUGAUAAAGUCAUACGAGUUGUUCCUGAGAGCAAGAGGGAAACACAGAUCCUGAGGGCUGCAUUCAACAGGCUUAAGGUGGAUUUGUGGCAGCCCAGCAGCCCCUCGCACAUCGUGGAAGGCGCAGUCGCUGACGCGCGAGUACCGCAGAAUGCGACGCGGAGCCUGCUGCCCUACCUCCAGCAAGCAAACAUCCAGUACACGAUUCUCAUAUCAGACCUACAGCAAGCAGUAGAAAACCAAACUGGAGGGAGGUCCCAUAGGAAUCGAAGGUCCCUCCCUGGGUAUAACUAUGAAGUGUACCACUCCCUGGAAGAGAUCGAGGACUGGAUGCAUUAUCUGAAUAGAACUUAUUCAGAUCUUGUUCACAUGUUCUCUGUUGGAAAAUCCUAUGAAGGGAGACCACUGUAUGUACUCAAGUUAGGUAAAAGAUCACGGCCCUACAAGAAAGCUGUCUGGAUAGACUGUGGGAUUCAUGCAAGAGAGUGGAUUGGCCCAGCCUUUUGCCAGUGGUUCGUGAAGGAAGCUCUUCAGACAUACCAGACUGAUCCUGACAUGAGAAAGAUGCUAACUCAGCUGUAUUUCUAUAUCAUGCCUGUAUUUAAUGUGGAUGGAUAUCAUUUCAGCUGGACAAAUGAUCGAUUUUGGAGAAAAACAAGAUCAAAGAACAUGAGGUUUCACUGUCAUGGUGUUGAUGCUAAUCGCAACUGGAAAGUGAAAUGGUGUGAUGAAGGUGCUUCACUACACCCAUGUGAUGACACUUACUGUGGUCCUUUCCCCGAGUCUGAGCCUGAAGUAAAGGCUGUCGCUCACUUUCUUCGCAAACACCGGAAACAAAUAAAAGCCUAUUUGUCCUUCCAUGCCUAUGCACAGAUGCUGCUGUACCCUUACUCCUACAAAUACGCAACCAUUCCAAACUUCAACUGUGUGGAAUCAGCAGCCUAUAAUGCUGUUAAUGCUCUUCAGUCAGCCUACGGUGUAAGAUACAGAUAUGGCCCUGCAUCCAGCACUUUGUAUGUGAGCUCUGGCAGCUCUAUGGACUGGGCUUACAAAAAUGGCAUCCCGUAUGCAUUUGCAUUCGAGCUGCGUGACACUGGCCAUUUCGGAUUUUUGCUUCCCGAAAUGCUGAUCAAACCAACCUGCACAGAGACCAUGCUUGCAGUUAAAAAUAUAACUCUUCACUUGCUGAAGAAAUGUCAUUGAGAUGGGAUUUCUACGAGCUGGAAGUAAACAUUUUACUCCUAGCGCUGAUGUCUUUCAGUGUGUUUGGCUGCCAUUCUAAGUUUGGCCACUUCAGAAUUCAAGAAGCUAAUUGGAAAUGUGAUAUUGUUUCUGCCAAAUUAAUAGUGGAAAAUGGAAAAAAAAUCAUUCAAUAUCUGCUCUUCUAAAGUCCAUAAAGUUGAUAUACUAACUUAGUUACCAGUUUGGUGCAGAAUAUUUUUGCAAUAAAACCCUUUAUUCUGCAAUUUCAGUGAGGCUGGUCCUAAAAUAAAGUGCCACUUCCAGGCAGUUCCGGGCCUUAUGCCUUUCCCUAAUAUGACGACCCCCCAAGGGGUCUCUCGAAGCAAGGGAUAAAGUUUACAUUCAUGUAAAUAUACCCUGUGACCCAACACAGGCCUGUAUCUACAGCAAUAAAUGCCUUAUAGUGGUAGCUGGCUGCACUACAAGUGGCAGUGUAGCUUCCUUCUGAGUGUAUACGUACAUAUUUACAUAUAUGCACUUUUGUGAUUUUUUAAUUCAUAUUAUGCAAUAAUUUGGAUCAAGGUUUCUUUUAACUGUUCAGAGAAAUCUACUUUCAAAUGUAUAUAAUUGGAGUGGACUCAAAAUCAACAUAUUGUCUUUGAAAAUGUAACUUUCCCAGUGAUGUGUAAGAAUUUUUAUGAUGAAAUACUAUUGAGAUAGACAAUGUUCUGCUUUAUGGAGAGACAAAGCAACUUGCCAUGACUUGGAGCUUGAAGCUGGCAGUCGACUGGUAUCUGGGCUCUGCUGUAGAUAGUGACUGCCCAUUUUCCACCAGCCAAGGAUUUAGCCUUAAACUGUAAUUAACUGAUGUUUUAUUUAUCAAUAUUCUUGCAGUGAGUUCUUUGGCUAUGUGGCUCUUCUUCCUGGAAGCUGUAUUGUUUUGCAUGUUUUAAAGGAAUUAAUAAAUUUUUAAUGGAUUCUUUAGUGAGACAGCGGUGAAGGUAGAAGCCUUACAGCUGAAAUAAAGUGAAUAAGCACCAUGUUUGAAAGAAUAACGAAAGCACAAAGAAGAUAACAUGUUGAGGGAUUUUUAGGACUUUUAAAAUACUAUUUUUUUAAUAUUAUUGUAUCUGCAGAAGCAUAUAUUUUACUUAAUGCUUUUUGAAUUUAAUCUUAUGCCACUACAUAUCAACUAAGACAUAUUUGUUAAUAAAAUGGUCAAAGACUUUUGAAAUAUUCUUCUUAUUUUACUUAAGUGUUAAAACUUUAGUUCAACUAUAUAACAAUUUUACCUAUCUGUAAAACAUUUCUGAUGCUAAGGAUGGGGAAUUUUUAAAAAUCCUAAGUCCUCUCUAAAUAAGCACUUGAACUUAGCAAAUGGAAAAUCUUCAUAAGUGUUAUAAGGAAAGUACUGUAUUUAAGUAAGAGUAUCAUUGUUUUCAGGACUGCAAAAGGCAAUCAGUGAACAAAGAUGACAGAAUUGCAUUCUAUUUGUUUAACAUUUUGUUAAUAAAUGUGUUGAUUUUACACAAGUUUCUGAAGGCUUGUUCAGAUUUGUUUAAUUCAGUCUUGUUCAGUUUAUCAUUCAACACAAAAAAAAGUACGUGAACAGCAAAACACUGUUUUAGUAACCCAGCAGUCAAAAUCACAUAUAGAGUGAUUACGUGAAAUCCAGAAGUUACAUUUCCAUUGAUUAUUGAUAGAAUAAUUACAACCACUUCUGUAACUUGGAAAACAAUAUUGUUCUUUCUUUUUUUUAACACCUUUUAAUUUUUACAAACAAAUCUCUGAGAUUAAUUAAUAGUAAGGAAACAAGCCCAUGCCUCUUUAAGUCACCCUUCUCAAAAACAAGUAUCACAAACGAUUUAUUACAUUAAAUCACCAUGCAUAAAUUGAUUUUAAAAAUGCCUUUAGAGAUCAAAAAAUUAUUGAGCUUUGUUGCAAAUCUUGAAUAAAGACCACUGCUGAUGGGUGAAGCUCCUUGUGUAUUUCCCAGAAGUUGCUUCAGAAAGGUCAGCGCAUUCAGUCACUUGUAACAUAUAAAGCCUAUGGAAAACUGCAAUUCCUUUUUGAGAACUGCAAUACCUUUUCUGAAAUUUGAAUUGGAAGAGUCCAAAUGACCUUGAAUGCCAACAUGCAUUUAUAUGCAGAGCCAGUCUGCUUGUCCAUAGGAAACAGCAUUGUGCAGAUUGAGCUGCCUACUCAAGGACUGCAAAAAAUAUCCACUGAUGGACAAGACUGUGUCUAAUUCUUAAGGGUGGGAAGAAAGCUUUGUAUUUCCUAUGAAAAAUAAGUUAAUAUUCAACUGCUCCAGUUUAUUUCUGUUAAACAAUCCCUUCAUUUUUUAUAUUUACAUUCAUUUUAAUGGCAAUUAAAGAAUAAGAUACUUGGUAGCAUGAGUAGGGUAAUAAGUACUUUUGUAAGCACUAUGACCUUUCCUUUGGUUGUGCAAAACUACUACAUCAUUUCCAUAGCUCACUGUUUUGUAUCAGUCACAUUCAGUCUCACACAUGUUUGUGUUUUUUAAUUCUGUGCCUAAAAGUCACAUAUUACCAUUUUCAAGCAGUUCUUUAGUGAUGGUAAACCAC
Motacilla alba alba is the source of this 4057-nucleotide messenger RNA. RefSeq names its product carboxypeptidase A6 (gene CPA6). Gene Ontology annotation, biological process: proteolysis. NCBI's taxonomy places the organism in Eukaryota, Metazoa, Chordata, Aves, Passeriformes, Motacillidae. The record is from RefSeq and is a predicted model, not a curated record. The transcript is spliced from 11 exons. Gene Ontology annotation, molecular function: metallocarboxypeptidase activity; zinc ion binding. The coding region runs from base 204 to 1490 and encodes 428 amino acids.